This is a messenger RNA of Neoarius graeffei (lesser salmon catfish), 3320 nucleotides long. It is a transcript of the gene ccdc102a, whose product is annotated as coiled-coil domain containing 102A. Gene Ontology annotation, cellular component: myosin complex. The transcript has 9 exons. The record is from RefSeq and is a predicted model, not a curated record. Bases 182 to 1903 code for a protein of 573 amino acids. NCBI's taxonomy places the organism in Eukaryota, Metazoa, Chordata, Actinopteri, Siluriformes, Ariidae.
CUGGAUGGAGUGUGGAGCUGGAGGCUAGCGGGAAACGCACACCGAGAACCCCGUUCCCAACGCCAGAGUUCCACCCGAUAUAUUCUCAGGAAAUCAUGGCAACUCUACUCAUGUCCUGAGUUGGAAGCGACUCCGUUAGCCUGCUAGCUUUCCCAUCCCUGUGCCAAUCAUCGGUUCGGUCAUGAACCACACGCCCAGCCCUCACAUGGCCGAGGCGGCUAAAUCGGGUCUGCUGUGCGGCCUGGGCGUGGGUCCGGACAGAGUGCGCUCUCCAGACAGCAUGACCCACACGCCGAGCCCUACGGUGGGCACACCCAGUGCCAGCCCUCCCCUGCUGCUGUCCCCUGGUCUGGGCUGUGAUGGUAUGGGUACGGGAGCGGACUGGGAGAGCCGCGAGGAGCUGCGUCUGCGCGAGCUGGAGGAAGCGCGAGCUCGCGCUGCACAGAUGGAGAAGACGAUGCGCUGGUGGUCAGACUGCACGGCCAACUGGAGGGAGAAAUGGAGUAAAGUGCGUGCAGAGAGGAACCGGGCACGUGACGAAGUCCGGCAGCUCCGUCAGCGCCUCGACACGCUCACUAAAGAGCUAACAGGGGCGCGGAGAGAGAGACAGGAGCUGGCCUCCGAAAAUGAGCAACUCCAACUUGAGGUUCAGAGACUCAGAGCUGAUCAGAGCUGUCCAUCAAAUGCCAACAUCUCCUCUCCCAUAUCCAACUUGUCCACUGCUGAUUCUGACAAACAGCACAGCCACGAGGAGGAGGAGAGCGUCGGAGAUGGACCGGGUUCUCCAGAGCCAGAACCCGUCAGAGACGUGGGAACUGAGAAACCAGAAAGGCAAAAGGAGCUGCAGCUGUUGGAGACUCUGCUGAGGGUGAAGGCUGAGUCCCCGGACUCGUGGGAUGCUCGCAGUAUGAGCAGCCUGCGCACGGCUCUGAGCCGCCAGGACCGGAACAGACUGCUGUGGGAGGAUCUGGCAACCCCGGAUGAGGACAGCAAACUCAAUGUCCUUCAGCUGCGUCUCGACGAGUCUCAGAAAGUCCUGCUGAAGGAGCGCGAGGACAAACUAGCACUCAGUAAGAACAUUGAGAAGCUGGAGGCCGAGCUGAGCCAGUGGAAGCUCAAACAUGAGGAACUGAAUAAGAGCAAACAGGAAGCUUUCAAACAGUUGAACCUGCUGAGGGAGGUGCAUCAGGAUGAACUUGGCCGCAUGUCUGAAGAUCUAGAGGAUGAGCUUGGAGCUCGGACCAGCAUGGACAAGAAACUAGCCGAGCUUCGGGCAGAGAUGGAGCGUCUGCAGGUGGAGAACGCGGCAGAGUGGGGCAGGCGGGAGCGACUGGAAACGGAGAAGCUGGCACUGGAGCGUGACAAUAAGAAGCUGCGUGCGCAGAUGGAGGACCUAGAGGAGCAGCUGGCACGCAAACGCAGACAGGCAGCUAGCGCACUGGACACCGACCUCAAGACCAUCCAGAGUGAGCUGUUCGAGAGGAACAAGGAACUAGCAGACUUGCGUCACGUCCACACAAAGGUGAAGAAGCAGUAUCAAGAGAAGAUGGCGGAGCUAGCUCACGCUAACCGGCGAGUGGAUCAGCACGAAGCCGAGGUGAAGAAGUUGAGGUUGAGGGUGGAGGAGCUGAAGAAGGAGCUGGGUCAAGCUGAGGAUGAGCUGGAUGAUGCUCGUAACCAGAGCAGGAAGUUGCAGAGGGCUCUGGAUGAGCAAGUGGAGCAAUCGGAGAACCUUCAAGUUCAGCUGGAGCACCUACAGUCCAGGCUGAGGCGUCAGCAGAACCCAGGCUUGUUUGGGAAGAUGAGAACGUCGUCGUCCUCGUCACGGUUCUGCCCUGAUGACCCCGAGCGCACGGUCAGCGACCCUGACGAGGAGGAAGAGCUGCAGAUUCAGAUCCCGUGAACAGCAUCCCAUAAUAUCCAAACUGGGACCUUUAAACUGUCCAGCUCAUACAGGACACAGGACGGGUUCUGAUGUGAAACUGUGUCUGAAACAUGGGGAUGGUUCCUCUGUGGUUCCUGUACAGAGAGCAGCAGAGGAACUGGAGGAGGAAGUGACUUCAGCAUCCACACAUCUCACUUGCGUCGUCUUCUGUGAUCGCUUCCGCUGAGCCGUGCUCUCGGACCCGAAUACAGCGCUUUUACUUUGUUACAGUACACUACAGGUACAGGUGGAGCUUGUGGGGUGGUGACAUCAUUUCCUGUUGCUAACACUGAACACAAACAUUAACAGAGAAACUGAUUUUAUUUUUGUUUAUUAUACAGAGAGCUAAAAUCUCAGACAGUUGGAUUGUUUAGAUGAUCAGACGCCACUGAAGAUGACCAAUCAUCAUUCUGCACCAUUUCUAGCUCCGCCCACACAUCCCUUUUCAUUAAAUGUAGGAAAUUUUACCGUACCUUACCAUUGUGUACUGUCCCAGUGUAAAAGUGCCGUCAUUACACUCUUCCUCAGCUUUCUAUGACUUUUCUGUUCCACUACGGCGUUUAUUCCUUCGUACAGAAUGCAGUGUCGUGUCGUCACGUCUGUGUGCUGUGUAAACGUUCUCUCCAGGUUCACACUCAUUUUUGUGUUUGCUUUGCUGUGUGUGUGUUUUGAUGUUGGAGUUCUGACACAACCAGCUCACCGUGAGCCGUCUGCACCGGUCGGCCCUCAGUAGUGCUGGUUGGCAGUGGAAGAGAAAGCGAACUCUCUGAUUGGCUGAUCAGAUCAUGAAUGUACAUUAUAGUCCUGAUUUUGUGUUAAUUAUAAAUCGGAACCCCCGUUGUGUGUGCGCGCGCAUUGUGGUGUUCUCCAUCAGCACUUCAGUCUUUAUAAGUGUAAUCCACUAUGGACUCUGUUAGCUCCGCCCCUUUUGCUACAAAGAGCAGGCUGCGAAUUCCAAGUGGGAGUCCAUAAUGUGACACUUUUUUUCUUCUUUUUUUUUUUCCAGUUAUAUAUCCGGUCUGUCGUCCCCCGUUAGUGACGUUCCCCUCACACGUGCAGGACUUCCAUACAGCGUAUUUUACAGGUGAUGAUGGGGAGGAUGAGGUGAUGAGUACUCAGCCCUGGUUGGUGUUUAGUUCUUUAAUGUCGGCUCGGUGUGUCACAGCUCUAACGUUGAGCUCCAGUUUGUCCUGACUUUACUGUUUAAGCAAUAAAAACAAUUCACCUUCUGGACCAACAUCAGCAACCAACAAUGAGGACCAACAGACUUAGACUCCUUCAGCAAGACGUUUUUACUCGUCGUUCUGACAAAUAUUUAUAAAACUUUUGUUACGUAAAUUGUUCUGUAUUACAGGUUUUUUUGUAUUUAGCAUUAUAAAUAUUAAGUGUGUAUAAA